CAGAAGUUCUCAACAUCCAGUGAUCAAAGCGGAUGAAAUGCUUCUCGUUUAAAGGUGGAAGAUGAGCUUCGAGGCGAAGCGAUGCGGUGUUCAGUUCAAUCCUCCAUCGAUCAUCCUCAUCUACGAACACAAGGACACUAAACGUGUGAGGAAAAGAGUCAUGCCCGUCAGAAGCUUCUCCAAAUACUCUGACUACCGCAUGGCUGCGGAGAAGCUGAAGAACCACCCUCGGCACCGGGACUACCUGCGCGGCGUGAGCCAGGGCCAGCUGGAGAAGCUCCACGUCAUCCUGCGGGAUCACAUGGAGGGCCUCAGCCUGGAGCACAGCCUGGCCUCCUUCCACCUGGACCCAGAAGAAGACCUGAACAAGCUGGACGACGACCGACUGGCCCGCAAGAAGGGCCAGAUGGACGAGCUGUUCCAGAGGAACCGGCGGCGCGAGAGCGAUCCCGACUUUGUCUACGACGUGGAGAAGGAAUUCGGGAAGAGCGGCCAGGAGAAGUGCAGCUGGGACGAAGAGUCCGACGACGGGUUUUAAAAAAACAACAAAAAAAAACUCCUAGAGUGCAGAUGUUCCAUGAGGUGACGGGAACAUCUGGCACGGCUGGAGUUCACCACACUGACCCUCUAGGAUCAGCUGCCAGUUUAUUAGGAAGAGGAAACCAGGAUCUCCCUCCAUGUUCAGUCACAGCUGUGAGCUUUUGGUAGCUGGUGACAUCGAUACGGAACUUUAGAUAUUCUAAACAAUGCCAUUAUAUUUAUAUAUAUACAUAAAUAUCUGCAGACUAAAGCGUCCAAUGACGUUGAGCUGGUUUAACUACUGAUUUAAUAAGAGUUAAAUCCUCUCAGUGAGUUAAACAUCAGUAGAAAGGAGAAACUACAGAAAGAGAUUCCUAAAUAAAAGACUGUAGGAGCAUUAAGGCCCAAAAGACAAAGACGCUUUAAAACCACAAUGAAUGAAGUCAGGCGGGAAUAAUAGUGAAUAUUUAUUUGUUAUAAAAUACUGAAUUUUACAAAAUACAAAGACUUUGGCUGGUUUAUUUGGUGGCUUUACACCCAACGUGUUAUUCACAUAGAAUCCCAUAAAAUAAAGUUUGAGUGUCUACCAUC
This is a messenger RNA of Gasterosteus aculeatus aculeatus (three-spined stickleback), 1110 nucleotides long. It is a transcript of the gene cep19, whose product is annotated as centrosomal protein 19. Gene Ontology annotation, biological process: microtubule anchoring at centrosome; trans-Golgi to periciliary membrane compartment transport. Gene Ontology annotation, cellular component: centrosome; spindle pole; ciliary basal body. The record is from RefSeq and is a predicted model, not a curated record. Lineage: Eukaryota; Metazoa; Chordata; Actinopteri; Perciformes; Gasterosteidae.